Molecule: messenger RNA, 3811 nt
Organism: Polyodon spathula (Mississippi paddlefish)
Lineage: Eukaryota; Metazoa; Chordata; Actinopteri; Acipenseriformes; Polyodontidae
Product: synapse differentiation-inducing gene protein 1-like
Exons: 4
Coding region: 472-1185 (237 amino acids)
Cellular component (GO): intracellular membrane-bounded organelle; membrane
Source: RefSeq, a predicted model, not a curated record
UUACGUGUACACACGUCCUCUGAAUUGGACAGAGUGCAUGACGUAGAAAAAAAGACCUCACAGCUUCAGCUACAUCUGGAAUGUUGCAGCGAGCUCCAUCCCUGACAGCUAGGUUCAAUUAAAGAAGCGUGGAGACAUUAAGAAUCCGCAACUAAAAAUGUCCAAGAGUCUUAAUUAAAAACAUCUCGCUGAUUUAAGAAGGUCUCUCGGAGAAAACAGGUGGAGAGAAGUUCAUUCAAUAUCUGUCACAUACACACACAAACGCUCACACACAAACGCUCACACACACACACACACACACACACACUGGCAUGAUAUCUCUGUCUAUUCUACAAUGAACAUAAUGGAUGUCUAUUUCCUUUUGAGAGUGGCUGGAUACAUCGGAGGCUUCUGCUCCGGGCUCUUUGGUUGCUAUUAGUCCCUGUCGCAUCAAUUUGUUACAUCCUGCCCCCCCUCCCUUGAUCAGCCACAAUGGAGAGCCUAAGUGAGCUUCAGAACCCGCUCCUGGACAAAACCAGCAACCAUGUCAAGGGCAAUUACAGCUACCAGGGAGACUUCCCCAGCAGUCAGUACCAGGAAAACAUUUUCAACUACUUUGUGAGUGGCUCUAACAAAGCCAAGGCACAGCAGCUACUGGAUGCCACGUCCUUGCACCUCGCUGUGGAGGCCUUGUACCGGCCGAACUUCAUUCUGUACAAGGAGGACGCCAACGACAAAAACAAGGAUUACAAGAGCCAAUGUUGCGAGACCACCUUCACGGAGAAGAAGGACCAGGCUGCCGGAAGCGCAGAGGACCCAGAGGAGAAACUCGUGGACCUGGGUGAAAACGAUGUUAAAAUCCAAACAGUGUCUUACGAGGUGGAGGAAGAGGAGUAUCGUGAGUAUGAGAGCGACUGUUCCAGUGACAGUGAAAGCGAAGACGACUUCAUCAUGAUCGCCCCACGGGACCACUUAGGCCUGGCCAUCUUCUCAAUGCUCUGCUGCUUCUGGCCUCUUGGCAUCGCAGCCUUCUACUUCUCCCAGGGGACCAGUAAAGCUAUUUCCAAGGGAGACUUCCCCCUGGCAAGCUCAGCUUCAAGAAGAGCUCUUUUCUUGGCUGCGCUCUCCAUCACCAUCGGAACAGGCGUUUACGUGGGGGUCAUCGUGGCUCUCAUCGCUUACAUGUCUAAAUCAGGACAUGUAUAACACUAGGCCUGGGGCUGGAGUGCAUCUUGAAACAGUGUAUUAUCAUCAUAAACUACAGCAUGUCUUAUCGGUUCCUUUACCCCACUGCCUGUCAGUAUGGAUUAGUGCAGUGUUCAAAUUUCACCUUAACGACUGGAGACAUCACAAAGUACUCCGCAAGUCUUGUUAGCGCCAACCCAUUGAACUUCCUUGUUGUUUUAACGGCUCGGGACUGCAAAUUUAAAAAGGUCAAAAUAAAAACAAUUCAGAACGUGUUCUCUUGGGGACAGUCGAUGUGAAGAUUGCACAAAGAAAACAUGAAAAGCAAGCAUUCUGAAGUGGGAUUCAUUGCAUUGCUAGACUUAGUAAGAUCACGUUUUGUAUUUAUGUAGGCACUGCGAAUACUGUGUGUCACCUUAAAAAAACAUGCCAUUGCAUUAUUUACCUGUUAAGUGGACUUCCAAGUAAAAUAUAGGAACAUCUCUUUCGGCAUAUUCUAAGUACAGGAACUUUCAUAAAUGAAACAGUAUAUAUCAUUCAGUAUGUGAAAAAAACUAACACUUAAUUCUCAACUGUCCUCUUAAAAGCGUGGGAAGAAUCUUCUUUGACAUUACUUGAAGAUUUAUUAAAACACACUUUACAUUUUAUUCUAAAUGUUUCAAAUGUUUCAGUGUAUUUCAGAGCUUAACUGCUGGGACUUUGAUGCUGAAAAGCUUUUCAUUCCGCUCACAGCUGUUUCCAUGAAGGACGAUGUUCUUUCCUGUAAAAGUGAUGCCAACCUUAAUUCACUAGCCCCAGACGCGGCACUUACCAAAAGAGAAAGUUGUACGCCAAGGAACUAAAACAAAUCUGCUUCAUACUGAGCAUCAGCAAGGAGAGCAGAAAUCUGUUUUGCAGCACAUCAUCUGGAUGCAGUCAGUAGUGAAGCUGAUGAUUCAUUCUUAGCAUUAGGGAGCUAAUAGUGCCAGAAAGUAAACCAAGGAAAGUUGUGUUUCAGUGUUUUCAGGGGAAUUGAAUUUGCAUGCUGCAGAGAGACCCUGGUGCUUCACAGUGGCUGCAUGUGGACAUCAGGGGAACCGAAAUGCAUCUGUGCAAUUAGGAAGGGACCCAGUUCACUAGAGACUGUACUGGAGUGGGUUGACUGCAAGUCAAGAAAUCCUCAGUAAAAACAUAAUGUUAAAUAAUUAGAGAUCAUUAUUCCACAUUGUAUAAUGGAUGAAGGAGCAUCAAAUACAAGGGCAGUUCAAUCAAAGGGUUUUAACGCAAUAUAAACUAGGAGACCAGAAGGUUUAUAGACUUCUGCCGAACCCUCAGAUUGAAUUAAUGCCUUUAAUUUUGUACAGCCAAUCAUCACAGUCCUGUACUGUAUCAUAUAUAUUCUCAGUUUCUUUUGUAGAUCAUGCAUUAGCCAUAGUUGUUAACUUUGCUUUAGAAUUUGGUUUCAUUUGUUCUCAUUGAAGUCUCUCCUGUAAAAGCCCAAAGAAGCUGGUGCUAUAUGGGAAUAGGGUAGAAAUACAGGGAUAACAGAGCGAGUAUAAAGUGACAGAGGCAUUACCAGGAUUAUAAUUGUACAUCAGGUAUAGGACUUUAUCAUGGAAAUUGCUUAGCAGAAACUGACGCCCCAGUGGAGAGGAAGAUAUAAUGAACGCUGGUAUAGUGUAGCAUGCAGUGAGCCUGCACCCACAAGAGCAGCCCAAUAAACCCCAACAUUGACAGCACUCUUACAAUACCGCUAGAUCACUACAUUGUACAAUUCAAACCCUUCCAAAAGUCUCAAUGCUUUUCAUACUAUAAGUGUUUGUAAUGCUAUAAAUGCCAUGAGUGGGUAGGUCUAUAAUGUUCAAUAUGUGUAUAUAUUAAUAUGUCAAAUAAUUCAUUUCAAAUAAAGAGUUGCUAAGAGGUAUUUGUAAGAUAAUGAUGAAAAAAAAAGUUAUGUGUGUGUCAUAACAUUCAUAAGUGCCAUGUUAUUUUGCUACUUUGUAUAGUGGAUACAUUCUGAUUAUCGCUGUAGAAAAGUGUAUAUAAAGCAGAUAACAAUGAUUGAAUUUCAAACUAAAUUUUGCUUGUUCUUCAGAGAACGUUUCUCCACCAAUUUUUGGUUUCUAAUUAAUAAUUUAAUCAAAACUGACUAAAAAUGGUAAAAAAAAAAAAAAAACAUUGAUAUUACGCCCUCAUAAUUAUCUGACUUUCAAUUACAAAGUAUACAAUCAGAGUCCAGAGGACCUGUUCACUGUUUUUUUUAUUUAUUUUUUUAUCAACAGUCCUGUGCAAAUGCACAGUUUCAGUUGAAUAUAAUAUAGGUAACAUUGGCAAAUGCUUAAAUCAGGUAUAUUUGAUAAGAAUGGUGAUCAGUGCUAAAUACUAUAACCUGUAUUUGUCUUGAAAUAACCCAUUGAAAUGGUUUAUUUUCUACUGAAAUUGCUGUAAAUGUACCAGAAACAAGACCAAUGUUUCGUGGGCAUUGCCUUCUGUUCUGUUUGAAUAUGCCUGCCUUGCCUGUUUCACUGGACAAAUAAAUUAACUGUGACAAUAUUUUUUUUGGGGGGGAGUGAUUUCCAAUGUGUAGCCUGUGUACUGUAGAUUUUCUUUUGCCAGCAGUUAAGAGCACAAAAGAAAAUAAAUUGUUGUUAUUUGUAAAUAAAUCAAA